Molecule: messenger RNA, 8800 nt
Organism: Cavia porcellus (domestic guinea pig)
Lineage: Eukaryota; Metazoa; Chordata; Mammalia; Rodentia; Caviidae
Gene: Lypd1
Product: LY6/PLAUR domain containing 1
Exons: 3
Coding region: 254-718 (154 amino acids)
Biological process (GO): acetylcholine receptor signaling pathway
Molecular function (GO): acetylcholine receptor inhibitor activity
Source: RefSeq, a predicted model, not a curated record
AGAAGGAGCCCGAGGCAGAUACGGAAGGAUCUCUGCAAAGGAAUUACAGGGAAGUCAUUUAUGCCCAUUUCCAGACCUGCUCUCCUGGCAGGCAGGAUGGGGAAGUAAAUGACCUGCUUCCCAGCUGUGAGAGCUUCCCCACAAGGAGGAAGAAAAGGGGCGAGGCUUACGGGGCUAUUUCCACGGAAAUGGAUGCUCCCCGGGGAUUCGAGGCCACGGGUGGGAACGCGCAGCAUUGAGGGUGGGGGCACACAUGAGCGCAGGCGGGGCGCGGGCGCGGGCACCACCUGCUGCAAAGCUCCGCUGGGAAGGCGAAAAGCAGAGACGUCCUGGGAAUACGCAAGGCUUUGCGCUGCAAAUCCAGUGCUACCAGUGUGAGGAAUUCCAGCUGAACAACGACUGCUCUUCCCCUGAGUUCAUCGUGAAUUGCACGGUGAACGUUCAAGAUAUGUGUCAGAAAGAAGUGAUGGAGCAAAGCGCGGGGAUCAUGUAUCGCAAGUCCUGCGCAUCCUCGGCGGCCUGUCUCAUCGCCUCUGCUGGGUACCAGUCCUUCUGCUCCCCAGGGAAACUGAACUCAGUGUGCAUCAGCUGCUGCAACACGCCUCUUUGCAAUGGGCCAAGGCCCAAGAAAAGGGGCAGCUUUGCCUCAGCCCUCAGGCCCACGUUCCCCACCACCAUCCUGCUCCUCAAAUUAGCCCUUUUCUUGGCACACUGCUGAAGCUGAAGGAGCUGCCACCCUCCUGCAUUGUUCUUCUGGCCCUUGCUCCCUGAGUUUAUUCUGAGUGUUCUUUCAUUCUGGGUAGAGAAAAGUCAGUUCUACUUUUGUUCCUUUGCAAAUAGUGAAAGAGCUUCCUGCAAAAGCAGUCCAGCUGGAUAUUUAGCGUGUACUUGAAGACAGGGAGUGGCGCUCAGUCCAGCACCCCUGCCCGAGUAAACCAGAGUCCAGGGCUGUUUGGCGGAAUCAGCCCUUAGCAGCCACCAAGGUGGGACUUGCCCUUUCAGCAGCCUCUGGCUUCAUGUCCCUGAGGGGGGCGCAGUUUAUCUUGUGGCUGCUGGGUGAGCUGCUUGGCGGGGAGGCUGGGUUCCCAAUGGAGGCUCCCUCCUUUGACCUUCAUACCUGGAGCUCCUGGAAACCAUUCUCUGCGGCAGAGUGGACCGGCUUCAUCUCCGAGUUGGACUGUGGUGACUCCUGACUCAGAGACUGGGGUGUAGAUUCGGGCAUGGCCUGGCUCUGGAAAGUGCUUAAGAAAACCUUGUUAGUUCUCCUUGCAGAGGAACCUCGCUGGGAAGCGAAGAGGAGGAGCGGGCUGCGGGCAGAGCGCGCACUGUCGGUGCCCGAGCUGCCGUGGGCGCGCAGGCGCUUCUGCUCGUUGGCGUGGGGUAGCGUCAGGUGGCAGCGCAGCACCUGCCCGAACACCUUGCGGAACUGCGACGAAGACACGUUGUACAGGAGCGGGUUUACCACGGAGCUGAGGUAGAAGAACGUGUCGGCGAAGGGGAGCAGGUUCAUGUAGGCCCGUAAGUAGGACUUGCUCCAGUCGUGCUUGGGCUUGGCUGCAGCCAUGAUCCUGCGAAUCUGGUUCGGCAUCCAGCAUACGGCUAAUGUCACAACGAUCAACCCUGAGCAGGUGAGGGGGCGGGGAAGAGAGAAGCAGCAUGAGAACAAAAAUAAACAGCAACAACAAAAAAUCAUGAAAUAUUUAGCCCCUCAGUUCUGUGCUUACUGGCCAGGAAAUGGUACCAAUUUAUCAAUGUUGUGCUUGACAGCUUCUUUUGCCACCGGCAAGAGAAUUUAACGCAGCUUCAAGCUCGGGGGAGUUGGCUCUGUUAAAGACCAUUAAAUGCUUUAGACAGUGUAUUUAUACCUGUUGAUGCCUGUUAAUUUUAAAAAUCUUUUCAUUGUUGCCUGUGUAUCCAGAAAAUAUUUUAUGUUGUCCAUAAACCUGGGUUUGUCUUUUUGUUUUAAAGAAAUAGAUGUAUACAUAUGGUACAGCCAUAUUAGAUGAAACACGACUUGUAUUUUUAAAAAUGUCUGCAUAAAGAAGACCCAGUGAUAUUUUGAAGUCAAAUGAGAGUAAUUUUCCCUUUGGUAAUGAAGAAGCACAUUUAACAACGCUGACUUUGCAUUUGGUUUCAAGGAAAGCAAAAUCAAGGACAGUGCAUCCCCAAGAACGUUUCUGGAUAUACAUGUGCUAGGUGUGCACACCUCUGGUCAUGAUGCGGAUAGCUGCCAAGAGCACUUCUGCUUCAGUUCAGUCACUCUUAGCUGCAUCAUCUAUUCCACCUUCGUGUGUGUGUGUGUGUGUGUGUGUGUCUGUGUGUGUGUGUGUGUGAAUUAUCUCAGAGCAACCACAGAAACUUCUAGUCUAGCUAGAAAUAUGCUCACUGCUUCUGUGGCACUAAACCUCAGCAUUGGCAGCCUGAAACUAUCAGGCCUUGAGGAGAGACGUUGCUCACUGUCCCCCACCCUACCCCCAUGUGCUGCAUAUACGUUUUUUUGGGCCUCCACACGACUGGCAUUCUGACUAUGUGAUCAACCCUGUUUCUGCUGUUCUGACAGAAAAAGAUAUUCUGUAGCCUACAAACAGCCAAAGUCACGGUUAUCAUAAGAGUCGAUCUACAGUGAAAAAACAAGAUUAGCCCAUCUCCAGGGGUGUGUGUAUGUGUGUGUGUGUGUGUGUGUGUGUGUGUGUGUGUGUUUUCUCCAAAGCCAAGAAUCCAGAUUCUAAAUUCCCACAUAGAGAGCUGCUAUCUUAAAACAAUAUUUACAUUUUCAGGAAUGCUUCCUCCCUCUCCAAAAUUUGAGUUGUAAGAAAAAGUCAUUCACAUUUUCAAACCUUCUGAUUUUCUAGAAAACUGCAGGGAAGUGAUAUUGGCAGUGACUGAUGCAUGCCUAUGAUUGAUGGCAAAUAUUUCAUAAUAAAUGCUCCAGGAAAAAGCUGUGUUCGGGCACCCAGGGUGGGCUUUUCCGCACACACUUGUCUGAGCGCUCCUUGCCUGGUGGCUGAGGGACCCAUGGCAUGUUCUCCAACACUGGAAUAACUCUGCGUCCCCAAGGACAAAUCUCCCUAAUGCCCAGCUGUCAGCCAGGAGUGCCUGAGAACCUGUUCCCUUGUUAAUUUCCAAGAGUUCUUCCUGUCAAACCUUACCUCUGGCUUUGAAAUACAAACCAAUUUGUUUAUUUCUUCCCUUUGAACUUGCUACCCUGAGAACAGUCACUAAAUCUAAAAAUAAAAUAGGCAAAGUAGCAUUGAUUUGAUGAAAAGGCAAAAAUACUAUCUUAAGUCAAGAGUAUAUUCCUAAUCACCUAGUUACAGCUGCUGGAGAAGAGAGAAAAAAAAUCAGCAUUUUUCUCAUUUAAGAAAAAAUACUUGCAUGGGAAAUUGGGGUUUUUUCCCACUGCUUUGAGGAGCACAAGUGUUUCCAAUGACCUGUGCUAUCAUAAAUUCACGUUCUCAAGUCUCUGCUGCUUGUUUUCAUCUCUUGCAGCUCUGAGGGGAGCAGCCUAUCCCAUUAGCUGUGAAGGAGCUAAGAAGCUUCCUAUACCUGAGCAAGAUACAUGUUUUCACAAAGCUUUACGUUUUCCUUUCUGUCACUGAGUUUCACAGACCAAGUACAACCAUCUUCAUCUAAGGAGCUAUUUCUCAGAAUAUGGAAAUUGAAUGCAUGAUUUCAGAGGGGUGGUUUGUUACAUUGUGGGAGGUUGUUCUUCAGGCAUCAGAUUCUACAAAGGCAAAGAGAAGAAUUAUGUACUUGUCAUGGGCUGAACAGAGUAAAGCCAACAGGCAAAGGCUAUGAGAAAGAAGCAGGGAUAUGGAGCAAGGGGAGAGGAGUUACACUCACUUCUGCCCUGUUUCUCAUUCUCAUGAUCUCUUCCUUAUAGGAUUCUUAUUUGUCUGUUAAUUUCCCAUGCACACUUGCCUGGCCUCAGUGGUCUUUGAUCAUUCUAUUAAGAGAAACAGAGUGGUAAAAGCUAAGACUCAGCAUCCAGAUAGGAGAUAGGAUUGAGGCAGAUCAAGACCUGGGGUAUGGUUUGUAGUUCCAGGGAAUGGUAAAAUUCUUGUUCUGAAAUGGAAAUGAGCUAAUUAAGUGAGAAGUAGCUCAUUCUGAAUAAAUAAGAGUAAAUAGGACAGAUGAAAGAUUCUCAAUAAGGAAAAGGGAAGGUGGUUUUUCUGGGAGAGGAGCAAGUAGGUAUAACAGCAAGUAUAAACUUAAACAAGAACAAUGGAUCUGCGUAGAAAUGGACCAGAACCUUACAAUGACACGCCCAGCAGGCCAUGAGGUAUAACCAAAAGUGACGCUGGCUGGUUACUGGCUUUUCUCUCUGGUUCACUCAUUUCCCAUAGGUUUCUCACCCUGACAACCUGAUGAGCUCUGACCUGUGAGGUCAACACAGGAUCUUCAUUUAGCAAAUGAGAAAGUCAAAACCCAGAGGUUAGUUUCACAGAUGCCACAGCCAGAACCCAUGAUUGCCAGACUCCAAAAUCUAUGAUGUCUGCUUUUCUUCAAAACAUAAUACUUUUAGUUUCUCAUAAUUUCACAGUUUGAAAAUACAGAUACACAGGAAAGUAGACUUUAACCACAAUUCCACUAUGUAAAACAGAGCAGCUCUGUCUAGUAUAAAUAUAUAAAUAAUAUAUUUAAAAUUUUUGAAUAAUCAUGUUCAAAUAGAUGAAAUCAAUUCUAAUAUUUAACAUACAAGAAAUGCAAUUUCACAUGUGAUUUCAAUAUAUAAUCAAUACAAAAAUUGAGAUACUGCAUUUUUUUCAUACUAAGUCUACAAAACUCAGUGUAGAUUUUACUUUUACAGUACAUCUGAGUUGAGAGCUGGAGGUACAUGGCUAGUGUCUACCAUGCAGGUCAGCACAGUUGAUAAUAAUCCUUCCUGCAAAGUACUAAGAAUCCCCAUUUCAUCUUCCUCCCUUUCUGCUACUCAUCCCUUUCCCAGGCACAUACACACACUCUGCCAAAUCAAGCAAGCCCUCAGGAAUCUCCCACCUAAGCUGUAUUUGCAAUAUUAUAACCCAAAACUCUGAAACCUAAUACUUUCAAGUGUGAUUUCUUGUCUAUAGUGUAGGACAGCUUUAUCUAUUCUUUUCAUAGAAAGCCUUCCACAGAAAGGAACUCCAAAUUAUUCAGCAUUUAAAUAAUUCUGCAAAUACACAGCCAUAUUUUGCACUUCUCAGUCCAAUAUUUGCCUGGUAUUCUACAAUACUGUAGAUUGUGCCAGCUACCAGGUGGGGCACCUGAAAUACACGUCCCCGCCUCAGUGAGAGGUAGGGAAAUGGCUGGUACCUUUUUUCUUGUGUUUUGAAAGGUAACUUUUGUUCUAGAAAAUGGGGCCUGGGGCAUACAAGUACAUGACAACUGUGACGCGUGUAUCCACAGGCAGCAUAAUAGAAGUUAACCUCAGUGGGGGACACCAAAGUAGCUCCCAUGUGCAAUCGGUCAUUCUAUAAUGACAGGUAAUUGCUCAUUUUUACAUUUGAAAAGAAAAAGUUCAUUAUUUUAAGUGAUACACCAUUGAGAAUAAAUACCAAGGCCAAAGGUAACUUUCUACCCUGGCUGUUUGCAAUUGGUUCAACCUCCAGUUCCAGCUAUUCCAUAGCUAAGACAGAGCUUUAAAGCCUUAUUCACGCUUUAAUACAGUAUAGUAAAGAUUUGACUAAAUUUAUGUUUUUCUGCAAUCAAUUUGGACUUGUGUAUUACACUGGGAAAAAAAUCCAUAAUGCUUUGGUCUGUGUGGUGCAGCAUGCAGCUCACAGUUAAAUAUACUGUGAACUUGAAUGAAGAUCAGUGAACUGAACUCACUCAUGUAAAGCGGGUAAACUGUUUUAACUAAAUUAUUGAUGGGUCUGCAUUAUAUUCUAGACAGCCUUGUACUCUGGGUUCUGAAAUACCUCCAUGUCUGUUUUUCUAUAUAUUUUCAUUUUUCCUUCUUGAUCACCACACUAAAAUGACAACAGCCAUUAGAUAAUGACACAGGCUCAUCUUUGACAGAAUACAAUUGUUUCAAAAACAGAAGUAAUACAGAUGCCUGACAACGUUCUGCACUGCAACCUGACAUUCCACAAGCAUUUGUGGGGGCCUGUUUGAUUUAACUUUCAGGAAUGGAUUUGGUUCUUCCUGAGGCAUGGCAGUGUUGAUGUAUCUGACACUACCCUCCAGCCUGCCACCUUUAAAGUGAGGUAUGUAUUUGUGUGUUCCCCACAACUCAUCUUAGAGUCUGAGAGAAUCAAAGAGCAGGAAGAAAACGUAAGAGACCAGCCCAUAUUCUAAAAGGAAGGAAACUGAGACCAAGUGAUUUGCCCACAAAUUCCCAGCAUCAUGCUACCAUGCUGCUCAAAUGCAGGAUUCUACCCUUGGUUGUGCAGUGAGGGUAUUCUUUCUUACUAAAGUUUUGGGCUUUUACUCCCAGUUUUAGGCUCAAGUGCUUACAAUAUGAGAUACAGUGACACGCAGGUCAACACAACAUCUCCUCCAUUGUUCAGCUUUAGAACCAGACUCUCCAAGAAUAGGCAUUCAAAAUUUUGGGAUACACAUUUCCUCUGAAAAAGCAGGUAAAACCCAGCCUGUUACCUGGAACAUGUUUAAAAAACAAAAUAUGACUUUAGGUUGCAAGCUGGUAACUUUGCCUAUAAAGAUUCCAUCUGUCCGUCCAUCCAUCCAACCACUUUCACCUUUCUGUUCAUCCAUCUAAUCAUUUGUUAUCUAUUCAUACAUCUGUCUUACAUAAGUACUUACUUUUAAAGGGCUAUUUCCUUAGGAUUAAGCAGAAAAGAUCUAGAGACUUAAUCUUCCCCCAACAGAGUACUUUGUAUGAUUUAAAUAAAUCCCAAAGUUUUCCUAGAGUUUCACUGUUGAGGACUUGAGGGUACAAUGGGAAUGUUAAGGAUGACUUGGACUUUCUUUAUUAUAGUUAGUUUGUCUUUUUCUUGACUAUUUCUGUUCCCAUUUUCCAAUUCUACUUCUGGUCACAGGAAGCAAGAAUUAAACAUUACCCACUUUUCUCUAAUUUGUAUUCCCUGUGGUCUGUUAUAAACUCCACCCUUGGUUCUUGUGAUGCAAAACUGGGGACAGCAAGAUAGCCACAGUCUGGUUUGCUAAGGGCCACGACAGUGGUCUGAGCAGUGCAGUAUGAGAGCAAGAACAGACAGCUCACCUUGCUACAGGCAGCAACAUCGAGACUACAAAUUACAGGACAGUAAGAGCCCAAGCUUUCUCAGCCACGCUGUGAAAUGGGAGAAGGCAAGAGAGUCAUAGGGCUCAGUGUGGCUGCAGCACAAGGGAGGAUGGAGACAAUGGGAAGCCAGCAUGGCUAGAGAACACUCCACCAGGUUUUGUGGAUAGUAAAUAAAUGUGUACAUACUAGAGUGAGGAACAUCUGCUCUCAACUGACAUUUAAAUAGCAAUUGCCAGUGGAAAGAAAGCAUAUGGUUAGUUGAAUGAGAAGCCAAAAAGAGACAAAUACAUCCAAUAAAAGGUUUUAGCGCUUUCUGGAUUUAUAGGUUAGUGCUUGCCAAUCUGCUUCUGUGAGCCAGUUGAGACCCUGAUUACAGGCACUGACCUUGUCUGACCUGAGAAGUCCAAUUCAGUACUAACUUUGGUACAGCUUCUAACCUCCAAGACCUUCACAAAGAAGGUCAUGUUUUAAUGUGCCUGAGUGACAGUCAUGCAGGACUACCUGCCUCUGUCCUCUCUCCUUGGCAACCACCCUCCAGUCUCUACCAUUCUGAGCCACUCUCCCCAUUCCUGUUUCUAAUUUUCUUCUGCUCUUUUUUUCUCUGCCUCUUUCCUUUUCUUUCCUCUCAUUUCCUCCACUCCUCUUUCACUUCCAUUUCUCCCCUUUCUUUUCAUGCUUUUUCAGUAUACAAAGCAAUGGCAUCUCUUUCUGAUUCUUGCUUUUUCUCUUUUUUUUUCCAUCACCACAAACCAAGCCAAGUACAGCUUUGCUAGCACAAAGCUCUCUCUUUCUAUUUUCUUCUCAGACAGUCUUGAGAAGGUAUCCAAUUCUGCUGCAGGAAGUUCCUUACUAGCAAACAGAUGGCUGCCAGGGAGUGCCAUCACCACUUAUUGUUAAGAUUGUCCAAGGAAAAUAGAGAGACUUCAGAAAUGAUACAAAUGGGACAUAUUUGAUGAUAAAGUAAAUGCACCCACACUGAGAGCCAAUUUCAUGUUCUAUAUAUAGUCUGAUCCUGUGAGGACUUGUUUGGACACCUGAUGAUGACCCAUCAACUUGGAGAGCUUUCUUUAAACAAAUUUGUCUUCUUACCCUUUUUAUUUUUGAGACAUUUUCUUUAGGAGAAGAUAGAAGAGCUACUGGGGUUUGGUUUUCAGAGAAGGGCACAGGCCACAGCUUCAAAGUGAUGUACGUACCACAGAUGGCUGCUUCUGUCCAUGAAGACAGAUGAUUCGAUGUCCCAUCCUUGCCCCAGCAAUUUGAUGGAAUCUAGGAAAAAAUGCUCUCCCCAGUGUAACUCCAUCCACCAUGUAAAGGCCAGAGACCUCUGAAACAUGGCACAGAAACAGAAUCCAAAUGGCCUGCUAUUUGCUAAGCAUUCCAUCCAUCUCAUCGUGUUGUACAAGCUUCAGUACAAGAAAAAAAGUAUAAAUUGCUACAGUCAUGAAUAUAUAUUUCUAAAAUUAGCCCUCCUGUCUGGGAGCUGUAGGACAAUCACUUGCACUCAAAGUCAAUAGCAUUUAGGGUUGUCACUGUGGUUUAGUGGCUCUGUUCCUUAUGAUGCAUGGCAAAUGAAUAAUUGGAACCUGUUAAAUAAAUAUUUUUCUAUGUGGAUCUCAA